This is a messenger RNA of Lampris incognitus (smalleye Pacific opah), 1919 nucleotides long. It is a transcript of the gene pcgf6, whose product is annotated as polycomb group ring finger 6. Bases 371 to 1192 code for a protein of 273 amino acids. NCBI's taxonomy places the organism in Eukaryota, Metazoa, Chordata, Actinopteri, Lampriformes, Lampridae. Gene Ontology annotation, cellular component: PRC1 complex. The transcript has 10 exons. The record is from RefSeq and is a predicted model, not a curated record. Gene Ontology annotation, biological process: regulation of transcription by RNA polymerase II.
UUCGCUUGUAGGAAAUCAAGCAAUAAGUUGGCCAGAAGUUUGUAAAACAACCGUCGGCCGAGGAGACGAACUUGUUUCGAGCGGAAGCAGCUUGUGGCCGAGGCAGCCAGAAGCGAGCGCGUUUCUCUCGAGGCUGAGCAACACUUUUAUCUUCCCGGCUCCGGGAAACGUUAGCGAACAAGCUACAAGCCUAGCAACACGCGCGGCGCGGGCGCUGAAGAGAGCGGGGAGCCGGGUCGGUGUGGAGCCGGGUCGGUGUGGAGCCGGGUCGGUCUGGAGCCGGGUCGGUGUGGAGCCGGGUCGGUGUGGGGCUGCGGGGCUUGGUGUGCAGAGGAAGGACUGGGCGGCAACACGGCACCAGUGGCUGGGCAUGUCCUCCUCCUUGUCGUCCUCACCGUCGCCCCGGCAGCAGCAGCAGGGAUGUUGUUACGGCAGAGAAACGCCGACCGCCAGCAGCCCCGACGGCUCCGCCGACGUGUCGGACUCCGACUCGGAGAGCGAGCCCAAACUCCCACUCAACCAGUUCUACCCAUACAUUCGCUGUGCCCUCUGCUGUGGGUUCCUUAUUGAUGCCACCACCAUCACAGAGUGCCUGCAUACAUUUUGCAAAAGCUGUAUUGUGAAGCGCUUCUUUUACAGCAACAGGUGCCCCACAUGCGGCAUAGUGGUCCACCAGUCACAGCCACUCUACAAUAUCAGACCUGACAGGCAACUGCAAGAUAUUGUUUACAAAAUGGUUCCUUUCCUGGAGGAGUUGGAGAAAAAACAAAUCUGUAACUUCUACAAACAGAGAGGGCUGGAGGUGCCAAAACCAGUGAUGGUGUCCCCUAUAGGCCCAGCUGUGUUGAGGAGACAGAAGAAGGACUUGAUCCCCCAGUCCGUGUUCAGCAUUCCUCCCGAGCUGGAUGUGUCCCUGCUGCUGGAGUUUGUUGGGGCCGAAGAGGGUAUAAACGACUACAAGCCACUGGAGAGACGCUAUGUGCGUGUGUCGGGUGAAGCCACCAUCCGCCAUGUGGAGCUCUUUAUCAGGAGGAAGAUGGAACUCAGCCCCACUUGCCAGGUUGAUGUGGUUUGUGGAGACCACCUCCUUAACCAAUACCAAUCCCUCAGAGAUGUCCAGAACUCUAUGGGCGAGGAGGCACUACAGGAUGGUCUCUUAGUGCUCCACUUUGGCCUAGUCCUGCCUUCCUAGUCUCGGCCAGGAGAUGGAGAGAGGGCUAACGUUCAAAUGUAUAAGUUGCAUAUUUGGAUUUCUUUUUUCAUCAAGUGGGUUGGACAUUGUGUCCCCAUAGAUGCUUCUGUUUGUACAAACGGCCUUACUAAUACCAGACUUCAUCACAGCAUGAAGGGCUGCCACCACCUGCACACCGGUGAGAUAUGCUGCUGCUGCUGCUGCUGCUGCUGCUGCUGCUCAGUGUCAGGAUGUCUUUCGCAUGGCACACCCAAGGAUUUCCUCUGACAUGUGAGACUGACAGAGGAGCUCACAACCCUCUGAAGUCUGCCACUACAUCCGUCAAGGAGCCUGAGAAGCCAUUUCCUCUGUUCAGAAAUGAGUCAUCUUCUGUCAUCUGUAUCUGAGAACUGAAGCCGUCACUUCAUCUUCUGUUGAAACGUUACUGUGAAAUGCUUUCCAAGGGCUUGGACAAAACGACCUGUCAUUCAGCAACUACCAAAGGCUUGUGUCGUGGUAAUGGCUUUAGAUCAACACUGUGUUGGUAGAACUACAUGAUUCCUGUUGAAUUUACUGGCAUAAUUUAAGAGCCAUUAAUUUUUAUACAGACUUGCUGCUUUCUUGGAAACAUGUCCUUGUCUCAGUGUGCUGCUUGAGCAAAUGGUUGGGACUGUUAAUUAAGGAGAAUUUAUAGAUAGUCUUUGAUAGGUUUUGUUACAAAAUACCUUUCUUACAUCCAGUUGGCAAU